Molecule: messenger RNA, 2952 nt
Organism: Rubroshorea leprosula
Lineage: Eukaryota; Viridiplantae; Streptophyta; Magnoliopsida; Malvales; Dipterocarpaceae
Source: the annotation of a GenBank genome assembly
GAAGAUUCAUUUCAGCAAACCGCCAAAAUAAAGAAGGGCAAAUUUCACCGAGAAACGAUCACCGGCGGCUUCGCCGUCGAACAAGUCAAACAAAGUCGUCUCCGUUCACCGGUGGUACCUCUUCCAAACGAUAUUACUAAAAUGCCCGUACAACCGCCAAAUGUCCCAAAACUGUAGUGUCAUUUUCGUCCAAACGUAUUUUUAAAUCCCAAAACCAAUCGCAUAUUUCUCGUUGUCCUAAUUCAUCUAUCUCAUCUCCCCCUUCCUCCGGGUCCGCCACGACCACCACCACGACCCUUGACGGUUAUUGAAAAGGAAUGCAGUCCACCAAGUCUCGCCGCAAAGUGGCGCCUUCUGCGGAUGGUGGCGACUCCGGCGACAAGUCGGAGCAGCUUCUUCUCUCCUCCGCCAUCUGCAACGGAGAGGAACUAGGCCCCUUCGUCCGUAAAGCCUUUGCCUCGGGCAGGCCCGAGACCCUCCUCCACCUCCUCCGCUACUUCUCCCGCUCCAAGGAAUCUGAAAUAGAGGAAGUCUGUAAAGCUCAUUACCAAGACUUCAUCCUUGCCGUCGAUGACCUGCGAUCUCUGCUUUCCGAUGUUGAUUCUCUCAAAUCUGCUCUUUCCGAUUCCAACUCCAAACUCCAGUCUGUUGCUGGUCCGCUUCUCGCUUCUCUGGAUGCUUAUGUGGAGGCGCAGAAUAUCUCCAAAAACGUGGACUUUGCUUUGACAUCUGUUGCUUCUUGUGUUAAGCUGAUGGAGCUAUGUUCUAGAGCGAAUUAUCAUCUCUCGAAUGGGAAUCUCUACAUGGCGUUGAGGUGUUUGGAUUCGAUCGAGAGUGAUUUCCUGGAUAAAACGCCGUCUUCGACGUUAAAGAGAAUGCUGGAGAGGAAGAUUCCGGCGAUUCGAUCGCACAUCGAAAAGAAAGUUAGCAAGGAGUUCGGUGAUUGGCUCGUUGAGAUCCGCGUUGUGAGUCGCAAUUUGGGGCAAUUGGCGAUCGGCCAAGCCUCGUCCGCCAGGCAGCGUGAAGAGGAGCUAAGAAUGAAGCAGAGACAAGCCGAGGAGCAGACUCGACUCAGCUUGAGAGACUGCGCUUAUGCCUUGGAAGAAGAAGACGAUGAAGAUGAACUCGGAAGCGGAAUCGGAGACGAUAAGGAUGGAUAUGCUAAUGGCAAUAGUGGUUGGUUAGGGUUCGAUUUGACUCCCCUUUAUAGAGCAUAUCACAUACACCAGACAUUAGGGCUCGAGGAUAGGUUCAAGCAGUAUUAUUUUGAAAACCGGAGGCUCCAAUUAACGUCAGAUUUUCAGGUAUCUUCUAUGAAUUCGUUUCUUGAAUCCCAUCAGACUUUCUUUGCACAAAUUGCCGGAUUUUUCAUAGUAGAAGAUCGGGUUUUUAGGACUGGAGGGGGUUUGAUUUCGAAAUUUGAGGUUGAGAAUUUGUGGGAGACUGCCGUGAGUAAAAUGUGUUCAGUGCUAGAGGAUCAGUUUUCCAGGAUGCAAACUGCAAAUCAUUUGUUGUUGAUCAAGGAUUAUGUUAGUUUGUUAGGAGUCACCUUGCGUAGGUAUGGGUACCCUGUGGAUGCUUUGCUUGAUGUGUUGAGCAAGCAUAGGGAUAAAUACCAUGAGUUAUUGUUGUCUGAUUGUCGAAAGCAGAUUGCAGAAGCCCUUGCUGCUGAUAAGUUUGAGCAAAUGUUGAUGAAGAAGGAGUAUGAAUACUCCAUGAAUGUGCUUUCUUUCCAGAUACAAACUUCAGAUAUUAUCCCAGCAUUUCCUUAUAUUGCACCAUUUUCAUCUACUGUGCCUGAUUGUUGCCGUAUUGUUCGGUCAUUUAUUGAGGACUCUGUUAGUUUCAUGUCAUAUGGUGGGCACUUGGAAUUUUAUGAUGUUGUUAAGAAGUAUUUGGACCGGCUUUUAGGUGAGGUUUUAGAUGGGGCUCUUCUGAAGCUUAUUAAUACAUCUGUCCAUGGAGUUUCUCAGGCAAUGCAGGUUGCAGCAAAUAUGGCAGUUCUGGAGCGUGCUUGUGAUUUCUUCUUCCGUCAUGCCGCUCAGCUUUCUGGCAUUCCCUUGAGAAUGGCAGAGAGGGGUAGGAGGCUGUUCCCUCUUAACAAAGCUCGUGAUGCAGCAGAAGUGAUGCUUUCUGGUCUGCUCAAAACAAAGGUUGAUGGCUUCAUGCAGCUGAUUGAGAAUGUGAACUGGAUGGUCGAUGAGCCAUCACAGGGUGGGAAUGAAUAUGUGAAUGAGGUGAUAAUAUACCUGGAAACUCUGGUUGCUACUGCACAACAGAUAUUGCCAACUCAGGUUCUUAAAAGAGUUCUACAAGAUGUUCUUUCUCACAUAUCAGGGCAGAUUGUUGGGGCUUUAUUUGGGGAUUCAGUUAAGAGGUUUAAUGUAAACGCCAUAAUGGGGCUUGAUAUUGAUAUCCGGCUGUUGGAAUCUUUUGCAGAUAACCUUGCUCCUCUUUUCUCAGAAGGGGAUGCAAAUCAGUUGAAAAAUGCACUUGCAGAGUCUAGGCAAUUGAUCAAUUUGCUUUUAAGUAAUCAUCCAGAGAAUUUUCUGAAUCCAGUAAUCAGGGAGAAGAGUUACAGUACUCUGGACUACAGGAAGGUAGUAACAAUUUCAGAGAAGUUAAGGGACCACUCAGACAGGCUAUUUGGAACCUUUGGAAGUAGGGGAGCCAGGCAGAACCCAAAGAAGAAAUCUCUGGAUUCAUUGAUAAAAAGACUCAAGGAUGUCAGCUGAUCCGCUGCAGUGAUUUAUGUAUGUCACUGUUCUUUCCCCUUUUGAUAGCAUCUGGCAUUAUUUUGUAGUGGUGCAUUGCUAAUUUUAUUGGCUUAUAUAGUUGAUGCAAUCAUUUGCUUCUGAGUAUCUUAAAUGAAUAGAUCCAAAAUUUUCGUUUGCAAUUUGUAUGUAUCAUUCAAAUUCAUACCAUCAGUUUUAUUAAAUUCUUUUGGGUCAU